Mercenaria mercenaria is the source of this 547-nucleotide messenger RNA. RefSeq names its product E3 ubiquitin-protein ligase UBR3-like. The coding region runs from base 17 to 547 and encodes 176 amino acids. The transcript is spliced from 4 exons. The record is from RefSeq and is a predicted model, not a curated record. Gene Ontology annotation, cellular component: cytoplasm; ubiquitin ligase complex. Lineage: Eukaryota; Metazoa; Mollusca; Bivalvia; Venerida; Veneridae. Gene Ontology annotation, molecular function: ubiquitin protein ligase activity. Gene Ontology annotation, biological process: ubiquitin-dependent protein catabolic process via the N-end rule pathway; protein ubiquitination.
AUAAACAAAAUUUUUCAUGCACACAUUUCCUUUGCAGCCAAACCCACUACAGCUGACUUUCCACCUUCCGUUACAUCGUUACCUUGCUACUUUUAUGGUACAAGCUGUGCAGCAUCAGAAACAAGAUCUUACAUCUGUCGUACCACCAGAGAGGAUGUUGAAAAGUUUGUUAACUCACCUUUUACAGAUACAGGUUGCCACAACAGAAGUAUACUGCAACAUGUGGGUUAGAAAUGGUCUACAGAUUAAGGGACAAGCAAUGACCUAUGUACAGUGUCACUUCUGUUACUCCAUGGUAGAUGCUGACAUAUAUCUGAUGCAGGUGUGUGCAAGUAGACUGGAUCCAGAUUAUUUUGUACAGACUGUUCUUGAUAGGUACCACAUCAGUGACUGGAUGUCAUUUAAUCCAUUCCCGGUCCAAGGAGCUGCAAGAUGGAGAAAGAACAGGAACUGUCCAUGGUUGAAGGAGCGCUACAAUUCUUUACUAUGUUACUGCAUGUUCGUACAUAUCUUGGUAUGUCAGGGUGACUUUUUAUUAAUAAGGUGA